This is a messenger RNA of Jaculus jaculus (lesser Egyptian jerboa), 2118 nucleotides long. Its product is annotated as long-chain-fatty-acid--CoA ligase ACSBG2. The record is from RefSeq and is a predicted model, not a curated record. Gene Ontology annotation, molecular function: long-chain fatty acid-CoA ligase activity. NCBI's taxonomy places the organism in Eukaryota, Metazoa, Chordata, Mammalia, Rodentia, Dipodidae. The transcript is spliced from 13 exons. Bases 1 to 2118 code for a protein of 705 amino acids. Gene Ontology annotation, cellular component: membrane; endoplasmic reticulum.
AUGCUUGGCUCCAGGGCACAGAAUGCCUCUCGAGGCAGCAAGCCGGGAGCCAAAAACGUUCUGAACCCCAUCACGAAGGGAAGGAUAAAGAAGCCUCCAGCAGAAGGUGCCCGUCAUGCGGUGAAGAAAAACACUGGCUACUGGACGACCAAAAUGGACGGCGAAGUGCAGCUGCGGCUGCAAAACAACUCUCAAGAGAAUGAAGCGCCUUGCACGGUGCACGACAUGAUCAUGGACACGGCCACCAAGUUCACCCACUACACCGCGCUCGGCUCCAAGUACAAGAAAGGCUGGCACCUGCUCAGCUACAUCGAGUACUACGAGCUGUGCCGCCGGGCCGCCAAGGCCUUCCUCAAGGUGGGCCUGGAGCGCUUCCACGUGGUCGGCAUCAUGGGCUUCAAUUCCGAAGAGUGGGCCAUCGCUAACAUCGGAGCCAUCAUGGCGGGAGGCAUUACCGUGGGAAUCCUGACCACCACCUCUUCCAAAGCCUGCCAGGUUCUAGCAGAGAACUUGGAGAUGGACGUCUUCGUGGUGGACAAUGACAGACAGCUACAGAAACUCAUCCAGAUCCAGGGUUACCUGAAGCAUCUCAAAGCCAUCAUACAGUACAAGGAGGAGAUCCAAGAGAUGCGGCCGAAUCUCUACUCUUGGAAAGAAUUCCUGGACCUUGCAGAUGACAUCACAGAUGAAAGGCUGGACCAGGUCAUUGACUCCCAGAAACCCAACCAGUGCUGUACUUUAAUGUUCAACAUAGAGGCCUCAGGAAUCCCAAAAGUCAUGAUGCUCAGCCACGACAAUAUCACAUGGACCACAGCAGCCAUUGUCCAGAGCCUGAGCUACAAGUAUCCCCCUGAGGGACAGGAGGUCAUCGUGAGCUACCUGCCACUUAACCACAUGGGGCCCCAGAUCUUUGACAUAUGGGUGACGAUCUAUGUGGCUGGGACUCUCUACUUUCCCCCGUCAGAUGUGGGGAAGACCAGUGGGAUAAUGCAAGCCCCUGGCACAGGUUUUCUGAUGGACAUGCUGCGAGAGGUGCAGCCCACAACGUUCUAUGGCAUCCCCUGGGUGUGGGACCACAUGCUGGACAACCUGAAGGCCAGCCAUCUGGACUCCACCGCCUUCCGGAGGAAGGUUCACAAGUGGGCCAUGCAGCUGGGCCUGAAAGCCAACAAGAAGCGCAUGCUGGGGCUGACACAUCUUCCACUCUGCUUCGGUAUGGCCAAGAUGCUGACCUUCGACCCUGCCAGGAAGUUUCUGGGCCUGAGUAAAUGUGAGCAGUUCUUCAACAUGGGCCAGGGCCUACCGGCCUCCAUCCUGGACUUCUUCCUCAGCCUGGACAUCACCAUCUUCGAGGUCUAUGGCCUAACCCAGUGCACAGGGAUCCAUUGUCUGUCCAGCCAGCAGGCCUUCCGGCUGCUCAGCUCUGGAAAAAGCCUCCCCAACACCCGCACAAAUGUGGAGGAGGAAAACAAGGAAGGAAUCGGGAAUAUCAGCAUCUGGGGCCGGAAUGUCUUCAUGGGAUACCUCCAUGACAAGGAGAGCAGCUCCAAGAUGAUAGACAACCAGGGCUGGCUGCACACGGAAGACCUGGGCUUCUUAGACAAUGACAACUUCCUGUACGUCGUGGGCACUAGCAAAGAUAUCAUCACGCUCAGCUCCGGGGAGACCGUCAACCCCUGCCCCAUCGAGGAGCGGGUGAAGAUACUUAUCCCCAUUGUGCGCUACGCCAUGGUGGUGGGCCAGGGUGCCCCGUACCUGUGCAUACUCCUCACCAUCAAGUGCCAAAUCAAUAUGGACACAGGAGAACCUCGGGGCACACUGACCAGCGAGGCCACAGCUUUCUGUAGGACUCUCCACAGCUCGGCCACCAGGCUUGUCGAUGUCCUGGAUGGCCGUGACCAUGUAAUCACUGAGUUUAUCAACAAGGCCAUUGAGGCGGCUAACAGCGAGGUGUCCUCAGAGACAGAAAAGAUAGUCAAGUGGAUCAUUCUGGACAACGACUUCUCUGUGAACAAUGGGGAGCUGGGGGCCAUGACGAGGAUGAGGAGGACAGUUGUGGCAAAGAUGUACCAGGAGGAAAUUCAGAAGCUCUAUGAGGAAAAGCAGAGUGUGCUUUAG